Molecule: messenger RNA, 1417 nt
Organism: Cicer arietinum (chickpea)
Lineage: Eukaryota; Viridiplantae; Streptophyta; Magnoliopsida; Fabales; Fabaceae
Biological process (GO): male meiosis II
Source: RefSeq, a predicted model, not a curated record
UAAUGACCGUUUGGUUCUUCUCAUAUUCUCUCUCUCUUUCUCUCUUUCUCUGUUUCUCAAUCUUCAUAUUACAACAUUACUUUACACAAAUUAUUAUUAUGAAGAGAUGCUUUCUAGCUUGUUUUUCUUCUUCUUCUUCUUCCAAACGUAAAAAUCCCUUUCCUCCCAAUUCUAUUCCUAUUACUAUUCAACAACCAACUCACCCAAACAAAGACAUUCUCCUUCAAGAUUCCAUCCACUGGCUUUCACAAUCCAAAACAGAAAAUGAAGAAGACCUAUCUCAUAACUACAACAACAAACCCCAAGAAGAAGAAGAAGAAGAAGAUCAUGAAGAGUGUUCUGAUUCACUCUUUUCUCUUUCCAUUGGUUGCAGAAAACCAGUUUCAACAGAUGAUAAUGCUGCUGAUGAUACUGAAGUUAACAGUGCUCCAAUUCAACAAUUCCACCCUGCAAAUAAUCUAUCUAUUGUUCCAUUCAAGAGUCAACAACAACCCAAUGAUUUGGAGGGAAAAAACAGUGAAGAAGAAGAAGUGAAACCAAUAACUAUGAAUCACUCUCUCAUUGAGUAUCGAUAUCGCGAUUGCACCGAUGAUGGAUACAAUGAUAUUAACCUUGAUGGUGAUGAUGAUCCUUACAAUGAAAAGAGAGAGGUAGAAGGUUCAGAGGCAGAAGGUUCAGAGUCAUUGUUUUCUCUACCCACUGAUUAUUAUUAUGAUAAUAGAAAACGAGUUUCAUCAACUGAAAAAGUUGAUGAUGAAGUUAGCAGUAUUAUGGUGGCACCACAGCCCCAAGAAGAAGAAAGUAAAGGAAACAACAUUGCAGAAGAUGAUGUUUGUUCAGUUCUGAAACCAAUUGAGAAUUAUGUUAGUAAAGAGAACGUGAAGGUGAUGAAAGAAACAAUGAAGAAAGACAAAGAAAACAUCAACAUGAUGAAUAAAAUUGGGGUAGAUACUAGUCUCUCUAAUUGGUUGGAUGAAUCAGACGAGAGUAAUACACCAAAAUCAAUUACAAAAGGAUGUGAUUAUGUGAAUUUAGGAGCAUGGACAUUUAAAGAGAUGAUAAAGUAUUGUUCUGCAACAUCUUCUAGUCCUGUUGAGAAGUCACUUAUUGGUACUGUUUGGGAGCUAUUGGAGUCAGAACCGGUCUUCCAAAUCAAACACCUAUAGAAAGGAUGGGAAACAAGAUUGGAAAUGAGUUCAACGACAAUAAAGACUGGACUUGAAGCAGCGUUUGAAGCCAGUGUUGCUGAAAACUGAGCUCUUAUAUGUAAAUGAGUGUCCCAUUCAGAAGAGUAUAGAUGAACCGUGAACUUUAUUAUAAGGCACACUUUCUGUAGUUCAAUUGUUUCCAAGUUUUGGAUGAUUCGAAUUUCCUAGUUUUGUUUUGUGCAAAUAUAUAAGUACAUGUAUUUUGUACU